AUGAACGAAGCCAGGCAUGCGCCCUAUCAAAACAUCCGGAUUUGGCAUACCGAGGAGCCGAGCACCCUGUAUGGGGGUUGCAGAAAUGGGAGUGGGAGCCACUGGGAGCAUGAUCAUAGUGAGGAGAACGAGCAGCGUCGUUCAACGCCCGUCGAACUCCGGCAGUGUCGACUCGGCCUCUCGCUCGCCCAGCCGAGGCUGGCGGAGUUGAUCCCGCCCAAGAGCCCUGAGGUGGUCCAAGACGAGGUUCUCAAGACCAUUGAGAAUGAGGAGGACGAGUCAGAGCUGCAGGAACGCAUGGCGAAGACCUUGGCCAAGAGCCAGGCCACCAGCUUGGAGCUGCUCCACGACCUGCCCGACGCCGACAUUGCGCCGCCGGACACGGACCUCUUCGUGGCGAAGCUCAAUCCCGUCACGCAGGACGGUGAUUUGGAGCUCAUUUUCUCACGCUUUGGACCCAUCAAGAGCUGUGAGAUCGUGCGCGACUGGAAGACCGGAGACUCUCUGCAAUAUGCCUUCAUCAUCUACGAGAAUCCACGGGAUUGUGAGCAGGCUUACUUCAAGAUGCACGACUGCGUCAUCGAUGACCGGCGCAUCUUCGUGAACUUCUCCCAGUCGGUGGCCAAGCUGUGGAACAAGUGGCGCACGGGCAGCCGCAUGUCCAAGGAAGAUGUGAAAGGUGGCGCUGAGACGAAAGGAGGAGGCAGAGGAAAGGGAGGAAAGGGAAAGGGCAAAAGCAAAGAUCAGGUUCCGCUGCUCUCAGCAGCAGAAGGCCCAAAACCUGGGCGGAAACCAGGAGCCUUCGAGUACGGCCAGAAAGAAGACCGGGAAGGAGACCGCCGCAAUGGCCGCGACGGGAGGAGCGACGGUCGCGAUGGCCGGCGGCGGGAGGAGGAGCGAGAGCGGCGGCACAGGUCUCGCAGCCGCGACCGGCGCCGGUAA
This is a messenger RNA of Durusdinium trenchii, 942 nucleotides long. Lineage: Eukaryota; Dinophyceae; Suessiales; Symbiodiniaceae. The record is from the annotation of a GenBank genome assembly.